UUUAUUUAGUCAGUGUUCCAGUUGUUAAUUGCUAAUUAAGCUAUUUAGUUUGUUAUGCGAUAAUUUUAGUUUCGUUUUGGAACCUAUAGUUUGAAUGAUCUUUGAUUUAAUAAUUUUCCAAUAUUUGUCCUUUUUCAUAAAGUAAAUCUGCUUACAUACUGUAAGAGUGGGCUGUUCCUCCCUGCCUCAUACUACUGUAUAUAUGCUACAAAAUAGCAGGUGGCUAAUACAAUCUUGGUUAGAAACAGCAAAUGUUUUUUUUUUUUGCAUUUUUUUUAUAUGUAGCCUAUUAGAAUGUACUUGAAAUGUUAGAACACGUCCUGGAAGUGUAGCGUGCAAAAAUUUUCAGGAAACUUUUUCCCCAAAACCAAUUUAACACCCCUGCCCCUAGCUCGCCUAUGCCCUGCUUGUAUCGCAAAUCGUAUCGUGAGGUACCCAGAGGUUCCCAGCUUCAUAGGCAUAUUUUCUUUAUCCGCUGCGAAGAAUGAUUACUAUUAAAAAACACCUCGAAGCACUGCUGUAUAAGAAAAAAAUAAUAAAACAAAUAAAAACAAUGCGGGUUCACUGGUUUGAAUAAAUAUUUGUCUAAAGUCUUAUUUGAGGCUUAUCAUUAAUCAAGAAAAGCUUUUGCGAGUGAGCCAGAAGGCCAGUCGGCAGGCAUACUCUCCUCCUUUUCUCCGAUUGGGCGAGCUCUGGAGGGGGCAGUGCGUCGCGUCCCGGGUGUUUCAUCACAAGCUUCUUGCGUUCCUUUCCGUUCCCACUUGACAGGACUCUGGUGCACAGUCCCACUUGACCUCCACCUCUUGGCUCAGCUUGAUUCUUUGACCCGCUUCGCCUCCCUCCUCCCCUCCUGGUGGUUGGUGGACCUUCGUUCUCGAUUCCUGCCAACAUAACCACGAGCAGAGAGCUUCUUAUUGCUGAGGACCCUAAAAAAAGUCAAGGGAGCAACAAUCGCAAGUGUAUCAAAAUGGUGAAGAUGACAAUCGUGCUGGCAGUGACACUGCUGCUACUAGCAGCGGUGGCUAUAUUCUUGGGAGUUUUCUACGGCGUGAAUGACAGAGGGCACCAGAGCGACCACGUGUACCCAAAGGGAGCCGUGGCGGCCGACGCCGGACCGUGUUCUGUAAUCGGCAGUGACAUAUUGAAGAAAGGAGGCUCUGCAGUCGACGCCUCCAUCGCCGCCUUGCUGUGCGUCGGACUGAUGAACGCUCACAGUAUGGGAAUCGGCGGAGGUCUUUUCAUCACCAUUUACAACGCCACUACUGGAGCAGUGGAAACGAUCGACGCCCGGGAGAUAGCUCCUCGAAAAUCAACGGAGAACAUGUUUGGAAACAGCACUGAUUUGUCCCAAAAAGGCGGGUUAUCCAUAGCCGUUCCUGGAGAGAUACGAGGUUACGAACUGGCACACAAGCGACACGGCAAACUUCCUUGGAAGGAUUUGUUCCAGCCAAGCAUUGAUCUGGCAUUGAGAGGAUUUCCUUUGGGCAAGGCGCUCGCCUCGGCUCUGGAUCGACAUAAGGAAACCAUCAUCAAAGACCGAGCAUUGUGCGAGGUUUUCUGCAAGAGCGAUUUCGAGGUCUGGAAAGAAAACGACAUCAUUAGGUUUCCCAAGCUUUACACCACUUAUAGAAGAAUAGCGGAAGAGGGCGCUGACGCUUUCUACCAUGGUGAAAUCGCGGAAAACCUGGUGGCAGAUAUUCAGGCUGCAGGCGGAAUCAUCACAAUGGAGGAUCUGAGGGAUUAUGCGCCCGUCUUGGAUGAGAAGCCUUUGAGCGUGAACGUGGGGGAGUACACCAUGGCUGUUCCCAACGCCCCCUCCAGCGGCCCUGUGCUCUCGCUGAUAUUAAACAUCUUGAAUGGUUACAACUUGACUUCAGACAGCGUUGCAAGCACCGAGAACAAGAUUCUGACAUACCACCGUAUCACGGAGGCUUUUCGCUUCGCCUAUGCUAAGAGGAGCUUGCUAGGAGAUCCUGACUUCCUCAACAUUACCAAUCUCAUCGAGAACAUCACCUCCCUGUCCUAUGCCGACGAGCUCAGAGCUAAGAUCACGGACUGGACGACUCACAACAUAAGCUACUACGAACCUGAGUUUUACCUCCCCGACAACCACGGAACCUCGCAUAUCUCUGUGGUGGCGGAGGAUGGCAGCGCCGUAGCAGCCACCAGCACAAUUAACCAAUAUUUGGGCUCCAAAGUGAUGUCAAGGUCAACAGGGAUCCUCCUCAAUAACGAGAUGGAUGACUUCAGCUCCCCGCUCAUCACCAAUGGUUUUGGGGUUCCUCCAUCGCCGAGUAACUUCAUCAGACCAGGGAAAAGGCCCAUGUCCUCCAUGUGUCCAACCAUCCUCUUUGACAAAAACCACCAAGUGAAGAUGGUGGUAGGCGGCUCCGGAGGUACAAAGAUCACUACCUCCAUUGCUCAGGUGAUCCUGAAGGCGCUAUUCUUCGACUACGACCUGAAGAAAGCCGUGUCUGACCCAAGGCUUCACAACCAGCUCAGUCCCAACGCCACUAUGGCUGAGCCUGACUUUGACAAAAACGUCAUGGAGGGUCUGGCGAAGAAAAACCACGAGACUGAAUUCCUCAAGUCAACCGGAGCCGUAGUGCAAGCCAUUGUCCGCUACAAGGACGGACUCCACGCUCAGUCGGACCCUCGCAAGUGGGCGUAUGCCGCAGGAUACUAAACUCACUCGCUUAACGUCAACAUAACUGGACAUUAAGAUUAGAGACUUUGGGACUACUGCCAGUUGUGUUCUGCAACAACUCUCUCACAAUAAGCCUUUCUGAUUAAGUCUAUUUUUUGUGUAGCAGGACCUGAAAGAAUCAAACGUCCCUCUGGUGCCUUCUCUAUUUGGACGUUGCCUCAUCGCCGUCAUGACUUUUGAAAGGUGCAAUAGUGAAUGUAUAGAGCACAGCCUUUCUGUGACCUUUUGUCCGAUCAUAAAAGUGUACGAUUCUUUGCUAUUUAUGAAGGUCUUUUGUAAAUCAUUACUGCUGUCUAGUCAUUAAAAUAAGCCAUUGUGAUAUCCAGAAGACUGGUCAUUGAAGGGCGGAACUGCUUGGAUGCGCAGAGUGUUAGACUUGAAUGCCUUUUAAUUAUGAAACAGUUUUAUUGUGCCACAGAAUGUAUGGGGAGCAGUGAUACAGAAACAUAGUUGAAUAUACAGUUAAAGGGAACUUUGUUUUGGUUGAUUUUAGCGGCACAGGUGGACAAAGCGGUAGUGUUUUGCCUUAGGGAAGACUGCAUUUCCCGUGAGGACCAGCGCACAGUGUUGUAAAAUCCUGAUCUCCCGGUCACCUGCAGUUGGAUUGAAUGAUAUUUUUGUUUCCAGCGGCUUUGUGAGGAUGAAGAAAGGAUGAGGUAAUGAAUCCAGUUGUGGCUAAACAAUAUCACUUGACGAUGUUGAAAAUAAAAUUUAGAUUUUUUUACCAUGUUCUCCCACCGGCCCUCUGCCCCCCAACUCACGACUCGCUGACGAGUUCGGGUGAGGGCGGGUGGGUCACGCCAGCGAGUGAAAGCUGUGCCAAUGUUUAUUCUUGAGUGCACUUUCAUCCUGGUAGCCUCCCUUUUUCUUUUUUUGACUCAGACACUUUUUGUCUCUUUUGUUGCUCUGCCAUUUUUGCAGAAUUAAGGCGAAAGUGUUCGCGUCAACUUCCGUCUUUAUAAUGAAUCGGGAAAGGUGGAAGUGAAAGAUGCCGUACAGCAGUCAGCACAUUUGUAGUUUUUUUGUGUUGCAUGGUUCCUGCCACCCUCCUCAAAGUUAAUUAGUGUCGGUGAAUGCGAUACAGACCCCCUCAAGCCAUAACAGAGGUCAUUCAACUAGUUGUCAGUUAAUAUAUCACCCAUGUUUUGAAAAUAUUUUAUAAAAGUUGAAAAGUUCCCUAGUGUUGCUUUGAGAUAGCUAUCUAUAAGUAGCAUUACAUAACAUCACAACAUUUACCAAGGUUAGGCUCUGUGAGGAAGUGAUAGAUCAGCUAACCUAUUGGACAGGAAGAGGGAGAACAGGAAAGACUAGUGUAUGACAGGGCAUGGUGAGUGAGCAUUCAGUGCUAUUGAUUUGCUUAUUAAAAACUAAUCACUUGUAAGAAUUAGCUAAUUGUCAUUCUAAUUUAGUGGUGUCCAAACUAUGGCCCGUGGGCUAAAUGCAGCCCGCUGCCUAUUCUUUAUUGGCCAGCAGCAAAUUAUGAAAAUAUCAUUAUAUAUGACCCACGCAAGAAUUUUAAAUCCAGCCUACAUUCUGUUGCACUUUUCAGUGCCUCUCCAUUAGCUAAGGUUUUAAAACCUGACAUUUUCAAAUUAAUGUAGUAAACUGCGUAGAAUAUCAGUAAUUUGUUUGACAUAAACGUAUCUUAAAAAUUAGUCUAUCGUGAUGAAUGAGCAAUCGUGGUAGU
This is a messenger RNA of Corythoichthys intestinalis (scribbled pipefish), 4394 nucleotides long. Its product is annotated as glutathione hydrolase 1 proenzyme-like. Gene Ontology annotation, cellular component: plasma membrane. The transcript has 14 exons. Bases 968 to 2686 code for a protein of 572 amino acids. NCBI's taxonomy places the organism in Eukaryota, Metazoa, Chordata, Actinopteri, Syngnathiformes, Syngnathidae. Gene Ontology annotation, biological process: peptide modification; glutathione catabolic process; regulation of inflammatory response. The record is from RefSeq and is a predicted model, not a curated record. Gene Ontology annotation, molecular function: glutathione gamma-glutamate hydrolase.